Gallus gallus (chicken) is the source of this 15684-nucleotide messenger RNA. It is a transcript of the gene WWC1, whose product is annotated as WW and C2 domain containing 1. The transcript is spliced from 23 exons. The record is from RefSeq and is a predicted model, not a curated record. Gene Ontology annotation, biological process: cell migration; negative regulation of organ growth; regulation of DNA-templated transcription. The coding region runs from base 12013 to 15093 and encodes 1026 amino acids. Gene Ontology annotation, molecular function: molecular adaptor activity; kinase binding. Gene Ontology annotation, cellular component: cytoplasm. NCBI's taxonomy places the organism in Eukaryota, Metazoa, Chordata, Aves, Galliformes, Phasianidae.
GCUGCGGCUGCGCGCUGCAUGCCUGGGAUUUCACUGGAGCCAGGAGGGAAGCAAACAUGACCUUGAAAAUCCUUAUCGAGAUGAAAAGGUGCAGCCAGCGAGGGCGUUCUUUGUCAACCAUGUGCAGUGGGCUGCUUGGCUGCCCAGGGCUGCAACAAGACAGCUCUUCGUGUCCUGCAGCGUGUCACUGCCAGGAGCACAGCUGUCCCCGCAGCACAGCCAGCUCCUGCUGGUGUGCAGAGAUUUGGGGGACCUGCUGCUAAAGCUGACAACUUCUGUGCUCUUCGCUUAUAAGUAAUAAUGAGUGCAGAGGCAUUUGUGAGGCUGGGUCUGGCAGCUGCAGUAGAUGGGCCACUCGGGAGGACUGACUUUAAUUGUGAUGCUGUGGCAGAUGAAGCACAUAUAAGAGCUGGGUUCCCAGUGUCCUGGUGAGCAGCCUGACAGCUCCUCACCAACAGCGAUGGCUGCACUCUCUUCCCUAGGGCCUUUGCUGUUCCUGGUGUGCAGCUGACUGCUGAGAGCCUCAGUAACUCAGGGGUGAAUUGGCUCUCAAUAAAAACUGGGUACUCUGCUUUGUUACUGACUGGGAGCAACUUGUGGGAGGGCCUGGGGGUAUGACGGGGAGGGCAGAGCUGCGGGACGGACCAGAGCCAAGGGCAGGGUGUGCAGGUUGGAAGGUGGGAGAGCUGCUUUUCAUGGCAGCAACUAUUUGCCUGGUUCAAUUGUCAGUAUGUUUGUGCUGUAGAUUCUCCCUCCCUCCCUCCCGCUACCAGCAUGUGUUCUUGUACAGUCACAUGGGGUGCUUGGUUAAAGAAAUUGCAUUGCCCAAGAACAAACUGCCUCUUUUCUGAAAUGCCUUUUUGUUGUUUUUAAUCCUGAAGCACAUCCCAGAAAAGUACAUAGCUUCACAGUACAGUAAAACAAUUCUUGUAGUACAAAAAGAAACUGACACUUACUACUAUGAAUAUGUGCUAUGAAAUCCUAACUGUUGCAUUUCUGAGGGAACUGAAGUGCCAUUGCAGCCUGACUGUGACUGUGGCACUUCCAGAACUGAGGCUGCUGUAACUUUGGGAGCAGAUACCUAAACUCAAUUUGUUUUCUGUACGGGGAUAGAAUAGUAACAUCUUUCUUCUGGUUAUGUGAACUUCUGUGCUGCUUAUCUUCCACGAAAGGAAUUGAUAUGUUUGCUGUUGUCUUAGAUGACUUCUUUACAAGUGCUUCUCUUAAAACAUUUGGUCAAAAACGUUUUCUCAGUUAUCAGACUUACCAUUUUAGAGACGGAUGUGUGUUAAUGAUCUUCAGAAUUCUGUUUUCAGCUGGUACUGCGACGUGUGGCCUCUGCUCUGGGCACUGGAGAUGGGCUUGCUCCUGCUGGUUAACUGCCAGUUACCAGGCAGGAACUUGGUAAUGAAUGUAGGAAGCUAGCACUAGGUAGAAAUGUUCCCUUUAAAAAAGAAAAUAGUAAUGGGGGAGAUGAAUGUCAGUGCUGUUAAGUGGUGGGGGCACUCCCUUCCCUUCAGGAGGUCAGAUGCAGCAGAUAAAAAGAAAUGGAAAUAACACCAAGUUGCAUGAUCCCACAAGUAUCUGCAGUACUACAGGGCAGCCAGAUGGCACGGGAAAAUUAACUGCUGGUAGAUGCUGCCUAUGUUUCGGGUGCAGUUAGAUUGUACCUACUCCCCAGUAUAUAUCUCAGCUAUGGGCAAUGUACCUCCCUUGCUGCACAGCUUGCGGUUACACACAGGGCACUGGUACUGCUUUUUGUGGUGGCGUAUAGGCAAUGAAGUGCUUAUGUGGCAGCAUGGACGUGCUCAGUGCACAGCCACAGUUGGGAGUGUGAGCAUCUAUGCUGUCUUCAGUUGCUGAUAAGAAAAGCUGUGCAUUUCUGAGGAAUAGCUAAAAAAAGCUUUGAACGUGGGUAGCUUUGUGGAGCCCAACUGGAGACCAGGCGCUUAAAAAUAAAUAAAUAAAUGUGGGAUGCACUUCAUUAGGUACAAACUUGGUUAAUUGCUUUAGGCCAAGGCAUGCAGCAUUCUCAUUUCUGCAGCAAAAUAACUGUGUCAGUUUCCCAUUCCAAACAGAUGACAAUUUAACACCCACACGCACAGGCACACACACUUUAAAGAUGCCACCUUGCAUUUUUGGCACCCGGUUACAAUUUGUCACGGUCUGGUUUAUUGCUUGUACUUAACUGCUGAGCCUUUCUAUUCCCAUCCUCUUUGAACAAUUGAUACCGAUUAAAUCCAUAACGUUGUGCUCAUAAAGAGCCUCGGAUAAUACUCCCUGCAACAAUAUUUGAGUUGGAAAUGGUUUGGGGAAAUGUAAUUUUCAUAAGGAGUUUUCCCUUGAAUUCUGAAAAAUAACAUAUGUUGCUUCUGUGACUUGCCUUAAAAUACUCUAAAUGUUGAAUGUGAGUAGACUGCUCAUCCUAGUCAGGAGACAAGGUACGAUUCAAAAUACAGUGAAAGUUGCACUAAAUCCAGGAAUACUGCCUCCUUUCUCAGUCUUCUACACCAAUAUAAAGAACUGUGGCGCUGCUGGGGGAGUCUUGAACAUAAGCAGCACCCAGGCCAGCGGCCUGCUCCUGUUUGUCUGAGCUGGGGUUCCCUGGCCUGUGCACCAGGACUCGAUCCUUCCUUCUUGUGCCUUGUGGAAUGUGGGGCAGAAGGACGGGAGGAAGCUUGCAAGGGGGGGUGAGAGGUGGAGAGGGCAAAUGCAAGGAGUGUUCUAGCUCCUACCUUAACACAGUCCUAAUCUGUUGGCAGAACAGAUAAUGGGCCAUUCAAAAUUAAUGAUAUUUUAUAAGAGUAAGUCAAUUCAACACACUUGGUAACGCAUAUCUCACUUUUGCUGUCCACACAUGAGCGGGUAAACUUCAGUAGCUGUUGAUUUGUAUUGACUCCAUUGCAGUAGAAGUAGAGCUGUGUUUUGGGCUUUGUGCUAUUCAGGCUGUAAACGCGUCUUGGAGUUGUUUCUUUCUGUUUCUUACGAGGCAUAACUUCUUGGUAAAUGUUCCCGUGUUCCUCAGGAUGAAAAAGGUGAUAAACAUAUUCUUACCCUGAUGCUUUUAUCUUAGACUACUUAUUCGUCCUCUGAAGCUUUACUUUCCCAUGGUGUACUGUUAGACAUCUGCUCUUCUGUGACACUUCUGCUUAUUACUUAAAAACAGUAUGACUUUACAGGAAUUCAGAAGGAACUGCAUGAGCACCAGUAACAGCAGUAAUAGACAGGAAAGCUGAUACCGUGAAUUCCGGUUGCUUACAUGCUUUAGCAGUUGUUGCACUCUAGGGCCAAAUGCUCUGUAACUGUGCUUUCUGUGGCACAAAAUUGAGUUGCCAUGCAUUUGCGUCUGAGGGCUGUCCUCAGCUUGGUCCUGCAGAGCCACAGAGCUGCCUGCAGAGGGCUGGGAGGGGGCUUCUGGCUCCUGCCAUUGCCUCCCUUUCUGCUUUGGGAUCACAGGAGGUGGGGAUGUGGGUACAUCUUGAUUGAAAACCAGCUGUUUCUUUGUGAAAGCGGUUGAACCAGUGCUUCACUGAUGUUUUCAGGGUUGUACUGUUGUGAUCAUAUAUCUGAGGCUGUUCUGGUGCCUGAAGCUCAUGGGCUGGGCAGGUGUGAGAAUGGCUACUUCUUGGAUGAGAAAUCGUGGAAACAGACUGCUUGAAUGAUCCACGUGUAAUAUGGUAGGCAAUAUUCCGUUCUUGAUCUUAGUGUUGCUGAAGUUUUCUGCUUUUCCUGGAAACUUCUUCCAGUUCAAAUCUAGCUGUAUCAGUACUUCGCCUUUGUUGACAUAAACUGUGUUACUGGUAACUUUCUUAACUUAAAAACUAACUUCUUGAAGAAAUACCCCAGGAAGCUCUGCAGCAGUGCUCUUAGGAGUUGUUUAUGUGGGCCUGUUGAAGUAGUUUCAGCUUGCCUUUCUUGAGCAGAAUGGCAUGUAUUGCAGUUCCCAGAGCAAUGUUUAUGCUUAACUAUUGUGUUUUGUAUCUUGAAUUCAGGAUGGCUUUCCAAUGAGAAGUUUGUUAUUCUUAAGUGUUUUCCAUUACUCCAAGACUAUCCUGCCCAGCCCUCUCUGAUUCUUAGAGGCAGAUGGAAAUAAUGUGGCUCCCAUCUGGGAGUGCUGAGGUCAUGGAAGACACUAAAGGAGUCCUAGGCCUCCUCUAACUGCCCUUGAUCUCUCUGGGGCUUCUGUGGCUUAUUGGGAUCCAUAGCUGAACCUGUCUGGACAGGACUUCAGAGCUGCCAAGACCCUAUCAAGUGAGGGAGCAGGAAUCAUUCGUUAUCAUUCUGCCUUUUUUCAUUUUCUCAGUAGGGAUAGAACAUGCUGGUAGAAAUGGAGCAGUGCGUGCUGCUCCUUGAAGAGUUCAGGUUUUUAAUUGCCAUAUAGUACUGUAUGAAGUGAAAAUUCAGAGUGCCUGCCAAUGUCUGAUUGCAGGGUGAACCAAAAACCACUUCUAAAUGGGCAGCCUACUGCCUGCUCUGCUGCCACUACUGAGUUCUGAGUGCACACUGCCAUCCCUUGCGUAAUAGCUUCCUGAAAGCUGAGGGAUAUUGUUCAGUAUUUUCCAUGUUGCCAAAGUCUCAAAUAUAUAUAUUUAUUUUAGAAAGUAGCUAUUGGCUCCCUGCUGUACAAGUUGGAGGUGAGCAGGGAAGGGUGUCCUAUACUCUUUAUCUUUGGGGCAUCUUGCCCGUGUAAACUGUUACUGCCCACACUCUGUAGGCAGCCCUUCAGAGAAGGAACGCAGGCUGCAAGAACAGAAAGAAACCUUCCAGUUCCUAAUCUCCAAAAUAUGUCAAGAAACUAGUCGGACUACUUAGUCUGGAUGCUUGGUAGACAAUUUACCCCUUGCUGUGAAGUGAAGAGUCCCUUUCUUCCAAAGCAGUCAAACUUCUGAGUGAAAGGGAGACCUGACUUGAUUUUAAUUAAUCUAUUCUGGCUUUGCAGGUGGGAAGGCUGCUUCUGAUCUUGGAAGAACUGCAGUCCAACUCCUUUUGGGGGGGGGGAAAUGACAAGAAAAACCAGCCUCAGCUGUUUAAAACCAAAGAUGCUUGAAUGACUCGCAUGGUUAAACUCAAACUCUUGCAUGCUUUAAGUCUGGUAGUGCUGCACUGUUCUCAGAGUUGUACCUUACACUUUUAUAUCUUUUCUGCUUAAUCAGUUCUGGAAAGCAUGCAGGAUAUACAGGCUGGCAGGCAAGUUAAUGUUGUGAGAAGCCCUAACUCCCAUUUCCUGACUUUUAACCUUGAACUAUCUCAGGAAUUUUGCAUUUGAGUGAUUAAGAGAGUAUGACUGACCUCCUGCCUCUCUCCUGCUAGCAGAGCCAGUUUGUUAAUCUCUAGGAAUGAUCUAAAACGCAUAAGUGGUUUUUGAUAGUCUUUUCCACACAAAUAACUUAGUAGUUUUCUGUUUCCAAAGGUGAAUAAUCUAUGUGGAGAAGAAGUGCAGAGAAAAGUACUGUCACUGUGCAAAGCAGAACUUGUGCAUGUGCAAGGCUUUUUCAGAAAUGGGUAGAAUGAGCAAGCAGCUCUGAGGCAGUACACUGAUACAUACUGGGGUGCUUGCUGGGGCUGGUGGGGUGUUAAAUUGUGUACUUUGAUACUUCCAUUAAUCUGUUUGAGUAAUAUAAAUAUUACUACUGAAUGUAUAAAUGUAUUUCAUAGAACCACAGAAUGGCUUGGGUUGGGAGGGACCUCAAAGAUCAUCUAGUUCCAGCCCUCAUUUAUUUGGAAUGCUUGGACUACUGGGUGUAGCCUGAUUCCUGGAGUCCUUCUAAGUGCUUUGUGUGCUGUCCAGCUAGAUGCUAACACAGCUGAUUGCUGUAGAAGAGAAUAAGAAUGUGAAAGCAAUUUAGAUACAACUCAAGUUUGCCUUAAUGAGCUAUUUGGAGUAUUCUCACGUCUUGGUUAAAGAGUAGGAGAGACCAUAGCUGAAUUAUUGGGUGUCGAUGAAACUGUUUAAAAUGAUGAUACUUUGGAAAAUAAGCUUCUUCCAGAGGUGACCCAAUGCAUGGAGUUUGUCAAACUGAGGAAAGGGAGAGGAUGAGGUAAGUCAUUUGGAGGCUAUGAAGAUGCCCACUAACCAUGAUAACAAAGGAAAUCCUUCUGAAAAGAACACAGCCUUCAGACUGAGUUGCUUGAGAUGGUGUGUGGUGUGUUGGCUUGGUUGGUUGGUUUUUUUUUUUCACUGCAUUGCUAUUGGUGAUGUUUGAGUUGAGACUUAAACAAAUUUGUUUGGUUUAGAGCACUGACUUAAGCUUUUUUUGUUUUUGUCAGAUCACUCUGUUUUUGUGUGACGAAUAUAAUUCUGUUCCUAUUUAUCCUUUUAUCCCAGCAAAAACAGGGACCAGACAGAAGCACCUGAAGUGCUGGUAGUCACUGAAGUGACAUCUCUUCUGGGUAGCCAGGCACCUGGCGGGGGGGGGGGGACUGAGCCUCUGCAUUAGUCUUGUAAUUAUAUCAGGAAUCUAAGACUGGGUAGAACUAAUAAUGUUUUAAGAUUAGUGCUUGCUUCUUUAAGGUUGCUCACUGUUACCUGGGAAGCACUUUUUGCAAAGCCAUUUGCAAUUCUUCAUAGCUUUUGAUGGCUUAGUGGCUCCUUUCUGCUCUCUGGGUGGGCGGGCUUCCCCUGCUGAAAAUGUCGCAGUGUUGGGGAGCUGAGGGUUGCAGUGGCCCAGAGCUGCCAGUUGUCACAUCUCAGGGGCUGGCUGUCAGGAGUGAGCUGUUCUCAACUUCUUUCCCUGCAUUGCAGCUGGAGCAAAAUGCAAGGGAGUGCUUCACAGUGCUCGGGGUGGUGGGUGAGGAAGGCUUUGUCAGCAAGAUCCCAAAACGGGGCCUCCCCACCACCACACCUUUGGCCUCCAAAGGUAAUCCUCUAUGCAGCUAGAGGAGAUGCUCUGAGGGAAAAUGGAGUUACUAUAGAGACGAACAGCCCAAUGUGUUUGAGGGCUGGAUUGCAAAUUUGAGUAAUAACUGUGUGGGAGUCUAUUUUUAAAAGCUCCUGUUAAGGAGUAGAUUGCUCCAGUCCUAGAAAACUUGACAGAAAUGUGACAGAUUUUAUUUUUAAUGCUGGAGUUUAAAAAUAAUCAUUGUCUGUCUUGAGGACGGGAUGACCUCAUUAAAAACAAAGACUUCUGUAUGCUGUCGUGGUGAGGCUCCUGGCAGCAGAGCAGCCCACUGAGUGGCAGCAGCCUUCACUGCAGCGCCUUACCUCUGCACUGCCCACAGGGACUGUGCGCUGCCGUGGGCUGCUGCUGGGCUCUUGGACUGCUCCGGUCCGGUCUGCAUGGUAUGGGCUGUUGUGCUGCCUGCAGGGGGUGUUGGGCAGAUGGGACACAGAGAAAUGCUAAAUGAAGAGUUUAUUCAAGUAAAGCCACUAAAAAUUGAGUAGCCCCAUGGAGGACGUAGGGGUCCUGGUAGAUGAAAACCUUAAUGUGGACCAGCAUUGUGUACUUGCUACCUGAUAGGCCAACAGUAUCCUGUGCUGCAUGAAAAAAGGGGUGGCCAGCAGGAAAGGGAGGGGAUUGUCUGCCUCUUCUCUGCCCUUGUGAGGCCUCAUCUGGUAUCCAGACCUGGGCCUCCACCACAGGAAAGAUGUGGAGCUUUUGGAAAGGUCCAGAAGAGGACCACGAGGAUGAGCAAAGGGAUGGAACACCUCUCCUACAAGGACAGGCUGAGGGAGCUGGGCUUGUUCGGCCUGGAGAAGAGAAGGCUCCAGGGAGACCUUACUACAGUCUUCCAAUACUUAAAGGGAACUUAUAAACAGGAGGGAAAUCAACUUUUUACAAGUAGAUGGUGAUAGGAUAGGGGGGAAUGGUUUUAAACUAAAGGAAGGGAGAUCUAAUUAGAUUCCAGGGGAAGUUUUUCACUGAGAAUGUGGUGAAGUGCUGGCAUAGGCUGCUCAGAGCAGUUACAGAGAUGUGCUGGCCCUGGAGAUGCUCAAGACCUGACUGGAUGGGGCCCUGUGCAGCCUGACCUAGUGCUUGAACUACCAGUUGGCAACCCUGCCCAUCACACACGGGUUGGAACUAGAUGAUCUCUGAGGUCCCUUUCAACCCAAGCCGUGCUAUCAUUCUAUAAAAAUAAAACCUGACUUCAAGCUUCUCCCAUAAAAUGUUGGCUUCAGAAACUGAUGCUGUAAGAUAAAUGUUAUGAAUUGAAAUAUUUGCCAGAACUGGGCAUUUCCUAUCUUGUUUCAUAGAAUCACCAAGGUUGGAAAAGACCUCCAACCAUCCACCUACCAGCAUAUUUCCCCGCUAGACCAUGUCCCUUAGUACAACAUCUAAAUGUUUCUUGAACAUCUGCAGGGAUGGUGACUCACCCACCUCCCUGGGCAGCCCUUUCCAGCACCUGACCACUCUUCUGGGGAAGAAGUUUUUCCUAAUAGCCAACCUGAGAUGGUACUUCUCCACGAAGCUGUGUGCUUGCAGGGAGAAAAAACUGAAGGCAGCUGCUGCAGCUGCCAGUCUGUGGAGGACAGUGCGUUGGCUGUAGGGAUCUGCUGCCUGCAGGAGAUGCCUCACCUUGUUGUGCAGUGAGCUCUGCAGUCAGCGUGGUGCUGCUGGAAAUCCCCAACUCUGUAGUUUCACCCAUGGAGAGUCAUGAAGGAUUUCUGUGUGAGGCCAUGUGAUCUGUAUGGAACUGAUUAAAAUAAGGCUCUCCUGUUGGAAUGCCUUUACUUUGCUGUGGUGGUUUUAGGAACUCUGCAAAUGUGGGGAUUAAGUGGGUUUAAGUACUACACAGGAACUUGACAGUCCCUUGUUGGUUGAUAAACUGUCUUUGUGACCUAAGCAUGCUGUUUCCUCUGUGUGUGUGCACAUAAAUACAUGUCUGUACACACAGCUUAACUGAAAAGCACCAUGCUUCUGUCAGAUUGCUGGAGGCCUCUAGUUGGCACUGAAAUCCAGUGACUGAAGCUAACUUGUAAUGUUAUUUUUGCAAGAAUUAAUUUCUCAUACCUUCAUGGUAUUAAGUUCAAAUUUGUAAAGAGCACAGUUCACCAGUUUGCUACUUCACUAAGAAACCUUUGUGAUGUUACAGCUGCGUUUAACAAGCCUACUGUCAAUCAACAUCUUGUUAGACAAGACUUACUUGCCUUCAGUUUCCUGUGUAAUGAGGCUUUUGGUUGACAACAGCAGAGCUGGAGAUGGUAGAAAUGCUUUCCAAAUUUGAGAAGAGCAGGAUUCAAUUUAAGUGUUUGUGCAUGAUAAUGCUGGCUUCUAGUUUUAUCUAUACCAGGAGCUGUAGGUGAUACAUAAAAAGUUACAAGAAAUAGAGAAACCUCUCAUUAAAAAUGGCAUGUCUUCCUAAGUCAGAGCUAGGAAACUAUUUCCUGCUGUGGCAGAGGAAUUUGAGAAUCAUUUGAUGUAUGAAUACUUGAGUUAUUAUGGGCAAGCAUUUCAUGGAGGUGGAAGCAUCUCUCUGCAUUUACGGGGUGAUGGGUGGGGGCUUGAACUAUGGCUUUCCCCCUCCUGUUUCUGCCUCAAGACCAAAUGAUACUCCUUAGGUUAGUACGUCAUGUGGGGCUGUUAUCUUUUACCUCUGUUAUCAGGAUUGGUUUCUGAAGCAGUGCCCUUGGCUUGCUGCUGGGUGUUGGUUGCUAAGGGCACCUAGUUUCCAAGUACCUUAAUGAUCUAUUAUGCUUGCCGGAAGUCAAAGCUGAAUUUUAUUCAUAAAAUUGAAUGGAAAAAGUAACACACUGAAAGUUUAGGUGUUGUGAGUUGAUCAAACUAAGCUGAUGUGCUGUGUUUUGAAAUGUUCCUAUUAAAAAUAAAAAAUUAAAAAAAAUACUCUGAUUGAAGCAUGAAGAAUGAAUGUUUUGUAAUCUGAAUAGGGGAAGAGGCAGCCACAGGCAAGGUGCUAGGGCAAACCUAGUGUAGCUGGAAGAUGUGCCUAAACGUGUGUCACUUCUAACUGGACUAGCUUGGGGUUAAUAAAAGUUGUUUUAUGUGUGAGCAACCCCCACACACAUUCUGGUUUCCUCUUUGAAGACCAGAAGUCAUGCAUAGUCAGGAUCUUCUGAACUUCUACGUGUGCUGCUUUCCCUGGAAAGCUUGGAUGGAUGUGUCUGGAGGUUCUCUAUCCAAGGACUGUGAGGAAUGCAUAAAUCCCUCUGUAGGUUCAUUUCCUUGUAGUGCAUGCACAGUGGGUAAAAGGAGUCAAUUCUUCUAGACAGUUGAGUCUAGCUACAGUGAGGGCCAAUUAAAUGAUAAUAUAUUUGACUGAGUUGAUGAGACUUUUCCAAGGCUGCGAGGAAGCUUUGUGAAUUGCAAAUGAGAUGUUUCAAAAGAAGUAGUUCUGCAGAUGUGUCCUGGCUUUAAUUUCCCGUAUGCAGAAACUCUGCUGUUUUUGCAGAAAUUAUACCCUGACUGGAUUGUGACUUGCUGUAUGAGAAAAACUUUACCAUAUCCUACCUUAAUACAUUGUGCUGCAUUGUGGGUGUGCUUAAGGAGACGCUUGAUUUUUUGGGCUCCUGUUGGAAGCUGAAAUGUUUGUCUUCAUAACGGAUGCACAAAUCACGCUAUCUUAAAGGAAAAUAAUAUCUCCCUUCUUAUGGCUUAUUCAUUAAUCUGGCUGUGCACCAUAUUGCAUGUCUUUCAUCUGUCAUUGUAGCAUUGUUUCUUUGAUAUGUGCCAGUUUCUUUCUGCAGCAGCAAAGGAAGGAGUUUAGAAGUGCGAUUUGGUUCUAAAGCUGCAAUUAUUUGGGGAAAUAGCUAUAUGACAUAUGUUGUCUGUAAUAAAUGGAAUUAUGUUGUUAAUUCUAAGACUAAUUACUUUUUUGUUUGCUAGUUGAAUGACAAGUUUUUCCUUUAAUGAAUACUCCCUUAACUGCAUAAAUGGGGUAGUUGCAAGUUUGCUAUUAGCAGUGGGAGCCAGCGUUGGUCUGGUUGCUGGUGGGUGCUUUUUAGGAUAUGUAGGAUAUGUUCUGAGCCUUAAGAGUGACUUUAUGCUUCUGAGCCCCAUUACCUGCUGGCAAGUCUCCCAGCAGAACUGAGCUGGCUCCUGUCCUUGCUAGAACAGAGUGAUUCCACCUUUCUGCCUUCUCCAGGAUUCCAGCUGGAAGAACUGAGUGGCUGAAGUAUAUGCUUGGCAUUUGGAAAGAAGGCAUCCUGAAGAUGCAGAUCUAGCUGUCAGCAAUACUGAGACUUUUCAGAAUAAUCCAUUUUCUGUAUGGAUGUUCUAUGAUACUGAUAACAGUCUAGAUACUCUUUUUAAAAAGUAAAAACAAUAAACCUUUCAGUGGAACUUGACUGAUAAAGGGACUUUCAGCAGUUCUGUGCUGGGAGGUUCUGAUAUUCUUCUUUUUGUGCUGUAGAUCUUCACAUUCUCCAUUUGAGAGAUUAGUGGUUUAUGCACUGCUUCAGGUGGCAAAGACAGUGUGUUCAAAGAAGUGCAAAGGCAGGUAACUGAAGAGAGGUUACUGGCAUAUGCAGCUUUCCUAGACAUGUUCCUACCUUGGUCUUGCUGUGUACCAGAUUUCCAGGUCAUGCUUUGGGGAUGUCCAUCAGUCAUCUUAAGUGUUAGUUUUAUGUUGAACCUCUAAUGUCUGGAGGCGUAUUCCUAGAAUGCCCUCUUCUGCUGAUGCAUGGCUCUCAGCUAUUAAUGUGGGUUCCUGGUUAGCUGCGUAGUGCCUCCAGAUAAGCUCUGUUCAAGUGUGCUCAGGACUCUGUACAACUCACAGAGCUCUCAGCCCUGCUGAAUUAUCUUUGGAUCUGAAUGACUUCCCACAGACCUGCUCAAACUCUUUCUGGCUGCGCUGCUUGUGGUGUGUGCAGCAUAAGAACUGGAGAGGUGCUCGGUGUUCUGCUUUGCAUCCUGUGCCUGCUGCCCCAAGGCUCUGCUGCUGAGUUCACCUUGUUGGUAUACUAAACCACUAACGUUUGCAGACUGCAUUAGUGAUGAAUUGCCAUUAGGAUGGGAAGAAGCGUAUGACCCUCAGGUUGGAGUUUAUUACAUAGACCACAACACCAAAACCACACAGAUAGAAGAUCCUCGUGUGCAAUGGCGGCGGGAGCAGGAGCAUAUGCUGAAGGACUAUCUUGUCCUAGCCCAAGAGGCAAUUGCUGCACAGAAGGAGAUCUAUCAAGUGAAACAGCAGAGGCUUGAAUUGGCCCAGCAAGAAUACCGGCAGCUGCAUGAUGUUUGGGAGCACAAACUGGGCUCUCAGACCAGCUUGCUGUCUGGCUCAUCGUCAAGUUCCAAGUAUGACCCAGAGAUCCUCAAAGCCGAGAUUGCUACUACGAAAUCCAGGGUCAAUAAACUAAAGAGAGAGGUAGCUCACAUGAAGCAAGAAAUCCAGUACAAAGAGCAUGGAUUUCAAACGCUGAAGAAUAUUGACAUGAAAAUGUCUGAUACUCAAGGUGGCUACAAACUUGAUGAAGCACAAGCCAUUUUAAGUGAAAUGAAAGCGCUCAAGAAGGCCAUCACAUCAGGGGAGAAGGAAAAGCAAGACCUCAUUCAGAGUUUAGCCAGGUUAAAAGACAGCUUCGUGAAUGACAGAGGAUCACAGUCAGACCUGUGGGCCAGCAGUGUGUCCUUAGAAAGCUCAAGCCCUUCGUUACCCAGGCAGUAUCUGGAUGUCAGCUCCCAGACGGAUGUUUCAGGAAAUUUUAUUACCAGCAGCAAUAACCAGUUGGCUGAGAAAGUAAGAUUGCGCCUUCGAUAUGAAGAAGCAAAGAGAAGAAUAGGAAACCUGAAAAUCCAACUGGCAAAGCUUGACAGUGAGGCCUGGCCUGGUGUGCUGGAUUCUGAGCGGGAUCGGCUAAUAUUAAUUAAUGAAAAGGAGGAGCUCUUAAAAGAAAUGCGAUUUAUUAGCCCCAGAAAAUGGACUCGAGGAGAGGUAGAGAGACUGGAGACGGAGAGGAAGCGCUUAGAGGAAGAUCUUCAGGCUGCUAGAGACACUCAAAGCAAAGCUCUAACUGAGAGACUGAAGUUGAAUAGCAAAAGAAAUCAGCUAGUCCGAGAACUGGAAGAAACAACACGACUGGUUGCGAUGUUGCACACCCAGCUGAAGAGUCUCUCUGCCAGCAUGCUUUCCCUCUCCUCGAGUAGCAGCCCUGGCUCUCUUGCAUCGAGCAGAGGAUCUCUUGCCACCUCCAGCCAGGAUUCAUCCACCUCUGCCAGCUUCACUGACCUCUACUGUGAGCACAUGGAGCAGUUGGAGCAGCUGGACUCAGACUAUCAAAACAAGCUUGACUUACUCUUGGAAGGAGCCACUGGGUUUCGGCCAUCAGGCUGUAUCACCACUAUUCAUGAAAAUGAAGUAGCAAAAACUCACAAAACAGAUGCCACCAGUCGCAUACAGGCUUUGAGAUCACUGUCUGGUACUCCAAAAUCCAUGACAUCACUAUCUCCAAGGUCAUCUCUCUCUUCUCCAUCCCCACCUUGCUCUCCACUGGUGAUAGACCCACUCCUUGGUGGUGAUGCCUUUUCAAGCCAUAUGGAUUUUGAUGAUACAGAGAUAAGUACAAAUCUCUCAGAACUCACCCUAAACAUCGAAAGUGGCAACUGUAGACUGGAAGAGCCUAGAGCAGGAGAUAAACAUCUAGAUCAAGGUGUGAAUACGGCCGGAGGGACGGCACUGAAGGUGGCGUGUGUGUCAGCUGCAGUGUCUGAUGAAUCUGUUGCUGGAGAUAGCGGGGUAUAUGAAGCAUCUGUGCAAAGACCGUGUGCAUCAGAAGUGAUGGUGUUUGACAGUGAUGAUACAGAAGCAGCUGGGACAGCUAAAGUGCAAAUUGCAAUGAGAUACGAUGAAAAAAAUAAGCAAUUUGCAAUCCUGGUUAUCCAGCUGAGUAAUGUUCAAGCACUGCUGUUACAGCAGGACCAAAAAGUGAACAUUCGUGUGGCAGUCCUGCCCUGUUUGGAAAGCACAAGCUGCUUGUUUCGCACAAGACCAUUGGAAGUUUCAGACAAUCUCAUGUACAAUGAAGUAUUUUGGGUUUCUAUUUCUUACCCAGCUUUACGCCAGAAGACUUUAAGAGUUGAUGUUUGCACUGUAGAUAAAUCUCGCCUUGAAGAAUGUUUGGGUGGAGCACAAAUUAGCCUCGCUGAAAUAUGUAGAUCUGGAGAGAAAUCAACCCGUUGGUAUAACCUCCUUAGUUCUAAGUAUCUGCAGAAGCAAAACAGAAAAAGUAAACAAGGAACCAUUCAUUCUGAAAUACCCUGCACUGAUAAAACAGACUCCGUAUCAGCACUCUUAGAGCAGACAGCUGUUGAACUGGAAGCUGUGGAGAAGAAACUGGAGGAAAGCAGAACCACUUUAACUAGUGGAGAGAGCUGGCGAGAUGAAGAGGUUGCUGAGCAGGAAGAACUGGAUGAGAUCAGUGAAAAUGAAGCAGAAGAGGAGGAAGAAUUCUGUGCUGGAAAAUUGCUGUGGGAAACAGAAGAAAGUCUGAAUUCCCAUCCUCACGUGGAAAUGGCAGUAAAGGUGGAUAAAGAGACAAACACAGAGAGCCUUGCACAAUCUUCUGCUGUAGUUCGUCCAAAGGACAAACGAGCAGCAAAUCCACCACAAACGCAGUUUGUCAGGGGUAGCACCAUCAUCCGCUCCAAAACAUUUUCGCCGGGACCACAAAGUCAGUAUGUGUGUCGGCUGAAUCGCAGUGACAGUGACAGUUCAACGCUAUCCAAAAAAACCCCCUUUGUUCGAAAUGCGAUGGAGAGACGAAGCGUCAGAGUGAAACGGCCUUCAAUUAAGUCUGCUGGUACAGAGCGCCUGAUUCGCACUUCGCUAGACCUGGAGCUGGACCUGCAGGCUUCAAAAACCUGGCACGAUCGGCUAGUUCAGGAGAUCUCUGUGCUGAGAGAACUGAAGGAACAGUUAGAACAAGCUCAAAGUCAGGGUGAGAAAGAGUUACCGCAGUGGGUGAAGGAUGAUGAGAGAUUCCGACUGCUGCUGAGGCUAGUGGAAAAACGAGUGGAAAAAACAGAACACAGGUGUGAGCUCAAAGCUGAUAAAAUGAUGAGAGCUGCUGCCAAGGAUGUUCACCGGCUCCGAGGGCAGAGUCGGAAGGAGCCUUUGGAAGUGCAGUCAUUCAGAGAGAAAAUGGCAUUUUUCACACGGCCCAGGAUAAACAUUCCAACACUCUCUGCGGAUGACGUGUGAUCACCAUAAAGUAUUUGCUCUGGGGACACUUCUACAACUGCAGUUUGUUGGGGUUUUUUUGAAGUUAUUUAUGUGGUAUAUGGAGGUACCAAGGCCUUUUUACGUUAGAGCUUCUGUCAGUGCGUGGAUGUUUUAAGGACUUCAGGUUGACAUAUAUCAUCACAGAAACCAGCAUUAAAGUGACAAGAUUGUAUAGUUUGUAUAUUUAGGAAUGUAUUUUUGGGAAAUAGAAUUUUAAAUAAGAACAACACCAACAAAAAAAAAAAGCAGCAUCUGGUGCUGUUAUUCUUAAAUAAUGCUGUUUAAACCUUUUGUACAGCUCAGCCUUUUAGCAGCGUGACGGCAAUAAGCGGCGGUGGAGGAACGGUGCAGCUGCCUGUGUGUGGGGCGGCCGUGCGUGCGGUGAGCGAGGCCCGAGGGCCGCGUGACGCACGCAGGUGCUGCACGGGAAGCGCGAGCCCGCGGGCCGCACUGUUACUGCAGCGGUGCACUGCAGGGCUGUGGGACCGCAGCACCCGUUGAAGCCGCGGGCGGAGGGUGGCGGCCCCUCGCUCCGUGCGGGGUUUUCGAAUAAAGCAACCGUUCUGCACA